Messenger RNA from Oryza sativa Japonica Group (Japanese rice), 3659 nucleotides. Its product is annotated as mechanosensitive ion channel protein 6. Gene Ontology annotation, cellular component: plasma membrane. Gene Ontology annotation, molecular function: mechanosensitive monoatomic ion channel activity. Lineage: Eukaryota; Viridiplantae; Streptophyta; Magnoliopsida; Poales; Poaceae. The record is from RefSeq and is a predicted model, not a curated record. Gene Ontology annotation, biological process: transmembrane transport; monoatomic anion transport.
UUCAAGCCGUAAUGAAGAGAUCGAGCGAGAGGCCCAAAAUGACCAGCACAGUGCGCCGCCGCUGGUCGCGGAGAUCACUUCCCUCCUUCCGAGUUCCGAGCAGUCUCCGGCCCGGCGCAUGCAUGCCCCGCUCCCCCCCACGCAUAUAUAAUCCUCGCCCGCGACGCUCCCGCGCCCGGGUAGCUUAGACGACCACUGCUCAUCACCCCGUUGCUCUCGCGCCGCCCUCCCCGCCGAGCCAAAAAGCCUUCCUCCUCGAAAUAGCACACCUCUCGCCGCCGCUGGUGCGUGCGUGCGUCGACGCGCGCGAUCGAUCGAUGCCUGUGUCCCUCCGGCGCGUCCACCCACGCCAGCCGGCGAGCCUCGUCGGCGAGUUUCGGGGGCGCUGAUUAGAUUUGCCCGGUCUCGAUCGAUUGAUCGGUCUCGCCUUCCCGCCGCGCGAUGGAUCCGCGGGGGAAGGGCAGCAUCACGUCGCAUGCGUCGGACAAGUCGUCGCGGUCGGGCUCGUUCGACUUCGAGCACGACCAGGACCCGGACCGCGACCGCCGCCACGACGACGCCCACCGCCGCGAGGUCGUCGUCAAGAUCGAGCCCGAGGCCCACGUGCCGGUGGACCUCCACGCCGGCGGCAGCCACGCCGCCAACGCGCCGGGCGCUGGCGGCGUGGCGGUGGGGGGCGUGGUCCCGGGGUCCGGGUCGGUGUCGAGCGCGUCGUCCUCGCCAGGCGGUGGGGGCAACGGCGAGUCGUUCAGCUUCAAGAACCGGCCGCCGCAGUCGCCCGCGUCUCCGGCGAUGAGCGUCGGCGGGGAGGGCAGCGACGACCCGCCCACGCGUCUCAUUGGCAGCUUCUUGCGCAAGCAGGCGGCGGCCGGCGGCGAGCUGGCGCUCGACCCUGACCUGGAGAUGGAGGAGAUGAGGAGGCCGCCGCGCGCGCCCACGUCCAUGAACGCCUCCAGGGAGCUCCGCGUCUCGUUCCAAGACCCGCACAAGCGGUUCUCCCCGUCGACGUCGUCGGCCUCCACCUCCUCCUACGCCGGCGACAGCAGGAACCAGGCUUGCAGCACAGCGGAGGCGGCCGAGGUGAUCCGCUGCACGUCGAUGUCCACCGGAAACAACCUGUUGGCGCGGAGCAAGACGCGUUCCCGGCUAAUGGAUCCCCCGCCGCCGACGAUCAGUCACCCCACCGAGGCGGAGCGCAACGACCGCAAGUCGUUCGUCGGCAAGGGGCCGCCCAAGUCAGGGCAGCUCCGGUCGGGCCUCAUCGGCAAGUCGGGGCUCAUCGGCUUGUCAGGCCCCAUCGGGAAGCCCGGCGCCUUCGACGACGACGACGACGACCCGUUCGUGGACGAGGGCCUCGCCGCCGACCUCAAGCGCGACACGGUCGACUGCCUCCUCAUCCUGGAAUGGGUCGGCCUCAUCGUCAUCAUGGGCGCGCUCGUCUGCAGCCUCAGCAUUCGCAGCCUCGCCAACAAGAAGCUCUCGGGUCUCCACCUCUGGAAGUGGGAGCUCCUGGUGUUCGUCCUCAUCUGCGGCCGCCUCGUCUCCGGCUGGGUGAUCCGCAUCUGCGUCUUCUUCGUGGAGCGCAACUUCCUGCUGCGGAAGAAGGUGCUCUACUUCGUCUACGGCGUGCGCCGCGCCGUGCGCAACGUGCUCUGGCUCGGCCUCGCGCUCAUCUCGUGGCACCUCCUCUUCGAUAAGGACGCCAAGCGUGAUUCCCACACGCUGGUGCUCCCUUACGUCACCAAGGUGCUCUGCUGCCUCCUCGUCGCCACCGUGAUCCGCCUCGUCAAGACGCUGCUGCUCAAGGUGCUCGCCUCCUCCUUCCACGUCUCCACCUACUUCGACCGGAUCCAGGACGCACUCUUCAACCAGUACGUCAUCGAGACGCUCUCCGGCCCGCCGCUGGUCGACGAGAGCCGCAUGCUCGCCGAGGUGCAGAGGCUGCAGAGCGCCGGGAUCAACAUCCCCAGCGAGCUCGAAGCAACGGCCAUGCCGAGCAAGCCGCCCAUGCCGGCCAAGAGCGGGCGCCUCACGGUGAACCCGUCGAAGCGAGGAGGAGCAGGAGGUGGGGCCAACAAGCAGCUGCAGAAGCAGAAAUCCGACCGCCAUUGCGACGACGGGAUCACGAUCGACCAGCUUCACAGGCUUAGCCAGAAGAACAUCUCAGCUUGGAGCAUGAAGAGGUUGAUGAAGAUUGUUCGUUACGGGGCGCUGACCACCAUGGACGAGCAGAUCAAGCAUGCAACCGGAGAGGACGAGCUGGCCACGCAGAUACACAGCGAGUACGAGGCCAAGGUUGCUGCCAAGAGGAUUUUCCACAAUGUCGCCAAGCCUCACUCCAAGCACAUAUACUUGUCGGAUUUGAUGCGUUUCAUGAGGCAGGAGGAAGCUCUGAAAGCAAUGGAUCUUUUUGAAGGCGCACAGGAGCACAACAGGGUCAGCAAGAGGUCACUCAAGAACUGGGUGGUAAGCGCGUUCAGAGAGCGCAAAGCUCUUGCUCUAACGCUCAACGACACAAAAACUGCAGUGAACAAGCUCCACCAGAUGGCCAAUGUUGUUGUUGUGGUUAUUGUGAUUGCACUAUGGCUUUCCAUUCUAGGGAUCGCGACGUCACGCUUCUUCGUCUUCAUCAGCUCGCAGCUUCUUGUUGCGGUUUUCAUGUUUGGCAACACUCUGAAGACCAUCUUUGAGGCGAUUGUGUUCUUGUUUGUGAUGCAUCCUUUUGAUGUUGGCGAUCGUUGUGAAGUUGAUGGGAUGCAGGUAGUCGUCGAGGAAAUGAACAUCAUGACGACAAUCUUCCUCCGAUACGACAACCUGAAGGUCUAUUAUCCGAACAGCCAGCUCGCCAUCCAACCAAUCAUGAAUUACUACAGGAGUCCUGAUAUGGGAGAUGCAGUCGAUUUCUCUGUUCAUGUCGCUACGCCUGUGGAGAAACUGGCCCUGAUGAAGGAAAGACUAAUGCAUUACCUUGACAACAAGAAAGAACAUUGGUACCCUGGAUCCAUGGUUGUUCUCCGUGACGUGGAUGACACAAACAAGCUAAAGGUAUCCAUAUGGUGCCGUCACACGAUCAACUUCCAAGACAUGGGGAUGAGAUUCGAGAGGAGGGAGCUAUUGCUCCAAGAAAUGAUCAAGAUCUUGAAAGAUCUAGACAUCGAAUACCGGAUGUUGCCACUCGACAUCAACGUUCGGAAUGCGCCAAUGAUCCAGUCUUUGAGGAUGCCAUCAACAUGGAUAACGUAUUAAUUCUUCUUGAAAUGCAGUACCAAGUUAAACAUGCCUGAUCAGUUCAGUGAUGAGAUUAUGGUUUGAAGUUGCUAGGUAGGCAGCCGUAUUUCUUGAGUAAGGUGACGUAGUACUGUAACUGAAGUGCCCUUCUCCUUUCCUCCAUCUCCUUCUUGCCAAGGGCAUAUUCGGUUGAGUGGAUUGAGCUGUGACAGCUUGCCAAAAUAGCAAGAGGCCGUCUUACUGUCCUUGCAGCCACCGCUUGUGCUUUCCUGUAACUGUAGUGUUAUGUGUUUGGGUACUUCUUAUGAGAACUUUAGACAUGUUGCUACUUAAUAAUUUUGAUGACUUAAUGCAUCAAAAGAUGAAUGCAAUUUUGACAGCAAAAUACAAGAAUAUCGAUCUAAAUAUCUAAUGUUAGCUUGCAGCAUACA